Girardinichthys multiradiatus is the source of this 4154-nucleotide messenger RNA. Its product is annotated as intestinal mucin-like protein. NCBI's taxonomy places the organism in Eukaryota, Metazoa, Chordata, Actinopteri, Cyprinodontiformes, Goodeidae. The transcript has 19 exons. The record is from RefSeq and is a predicted model, not a curated record. Gene Ontology annotation, molecular function: protein binding. Gene Ontology annotation, cellular component: extracellular matrix. The coding region runs from base 1284 to 3854 and encodes 856 amino acids.
GGACUGCAAAACCAACAACAACAACAAAAAUAUCCACUACACCUCGUGUUGAAACUUCAACACCAUCAACAGGCACUAGUCCUGAAACUACAAUAACUACAGAACAAGUCACCACAACAUAUUAUAUUGAAACACCUACUCCAACAGGGACUGAAAAACCAACAACAACAACAAAAAUAUCCACUACACCUCGUGUUGAAACUUCAACACCAUCAACAGGCACUAGUCCUGAAACUACAAUAACUACAGAACAAGUCACCACAACACCUUAUAUUGAAACACCUACUCCAACAGGGACUGAAAAACCAACAACAACAACAAAAAUAUCCACUACACCUCCUGUUGAAACUUCAACACCAUCAACAGGCACUAGUCCUGAAACUACAAUAACUACAGAACAAGUCACCACAACACCUUAUAUUGAAACACCUACUCCAACAGGGACUGAAAAACCAACAACAACAACAAAAAUAUCCACUACACCUCGUGUUGAAACUUCAACACCAUCAACAGGCACUAGUCCUGAAACUACAAUAACUACAGAACAAGUCACCACAACACCUUAUAUUGAAACACCUACUCCAACAGGGACUGAAAAACCAACAACAACAACAAAAAUAUCCACUACACCUCGUGUUGAAACUUCAACACCAUCAACUGGCACUAAAAAACUUGAAACCACAACAUCUCCUGAAAUCGUUACAAAUGCAAAGACCACAAAACCUCAAACAGCAGAAAAUGUUGUGAACACCACUGCCACCACCAAAACAACAACAAACACAGAAGCACCUCGUCCAACAACAAUCACUGAAAAACCCAUAAUAACUACAGAACAAGUCACCACAACAACUUAUAUUGAAACACCUACUCCAACAGGGACUGAAAAACCAACAACAACAACAAAAAUAUCAACUACACCUCAUGUUGAAACUUCAACAUCACAAGGCACUAGUCCUGAAACUACAACAACUACAGAACAAGUCACCACAACACCUUAUAUUGAAACACCUACUCCAACAACAGGGACUGAAAAACCAACAACAACAACACAAAUAUCCACUACACCUCCUGUUGAAACUUCAACCCCAUCAGAACAACUCAUCACAACACCUUACAUAGUGAUCUCUUCCACAUCAGGAACUAGAAAGCCCACAACAACACCAACUACAGAAAAGUCCACUACAUCUCUUAUAGAAACACAUACCCCAACAGGAGGCACUAAAAAAUCAGAAACCUCAACAACAAUCACACAUAAAUCCACCACAAUCAUCACUGAAACACCAAUGACACCAGCGAGCACAAGUCCUUUGACAACCACAAUAACUACAGAAAGGCCCAGUGUUGAAAGUACAACUGCAGAAUUUUCAACACGUGGCAGAACAACUCUGUGCUCCUGCCAAUACAUGAAUCAGAAUUACUCACCUGGUACCUUUAUGUACAACAAGACUGAUGGAGAAGGCUGGUGUUUUACUGCAUACUGCAAUUUGACAUGCGGAGUUGAAAAGCAUGCCAGACCAUGUCACACUACUACUCCAAGUCCUCCUGCUUCCACGACGAGGUCUACCACUACAGCGACCACUAGUUCAACAACACCUAAAAGGAAAGACUGUACAUUUCUCACACCACCAAGAAAGGAUGGUGAAUUGUGGCAUCCAGACAAGUGCACCCACAGCACCUGUGAAAAUGGCGUAGUACGUACAGAAUACAUGAAAUGUAAUUCAACACCUAUACCAGUUUGUACGAAUGGCUUCCCACCUGUCAAGGUUUAUGAUAAAGGAGGCUGCUGUUUUGAGUACCAGUGUAAAUGUGUUUGUUCUGGUUGGGGAGAUCCCCAUUACAAUACAUUUGAUGGCGAAUAUUACAGUUUCCAGAAGAACUGCACGUACGUCUUGGUCAAAGAGAUAAAUCCCAGAUACAAUUUAACAGUUCUUAUCGACAAUGAAAAUUGUGAUGCCUCUGGAACUGUGACAUGCCCCAAAGCUCUGAUUGUAUAUUACAAAAACCAUGUAGUCACUCUUACACAAAAUCGAAUCCCAAAAACAGAGAACCUGGUGUCCAUUAAUGGCCAGAAAGUGAUUCCUACCUAUUCAACUCAAGACUUCAUCAUUACAUCUACAGCAAUUGAGAUGCUUCUAAAAAUCCCAGAGAUUGAAGCCACUAUUACAUUCAGAGGGCUUUCAUUCAUUGUAGACUUGCCAUUUUCACUUUUCCACAGCAACACAGAGGGACAAUGUGGUUACUGCGACAAUAAUAAGACUAAUGACUGUAGGUUACCAAAUGGGAGGAUCCAUCCAUUAUGCUCUGAGAUGGCAUAUGACUGGCGUGUAGAGACUAAGAGUAAACCAUAUUGUAAGGAUAGACUGCCUACAACAUCUCCAUCUCCACCUCCACAUGUACCAUGCAACCCAGUCAUCUGUGAAAUCAUAAAGCACGAGAUGUUCAAGAAUUGCCACAAGAAAAUUCCUCCUGAGCCAUUUUAUGAAGCUUGUAAAUUUGAUGCUUGCCACAUGCCAAAUUCCAACAUUACUUGCUCCAGUCUGGAGACAUACGCCUUGAUGUGCGCUGAGGCAUCUAUCUGCUUUGACUGGAGGAACCUUACCAAUGGACAGUGUGCUUACAAAUGUCCAGAGAAUAAAGUCUACAAGCCUUGUGGUCCAACUAUUGUCGAAUCUUGUAAUGCAGGAUACAAUAAUAAGCUCAAAGAGCAGUGUAAAGGAGGAGGCGCUGCUUGCAGUGGAACAAUGGAAGGAUGUUUCUGCCCUGAAGGGAAGAUUUUGUUUGGUCCAGACUCUAAUACCUGUGUCUCAUCCUGUUGCGCUGGACCUGCUGGUGAACCUAAACAAAUUGGUGACACAUGGAAAAGUGGUUGCAAGCAGUGCAGCUGUGACAAGAACACUCUGAGUGUUGUGUGCCAGCCUAUAGUGUGCCCUACACAAAAACCAAUAAAGUGCACACAGGAUGGCGAAGUGUUGGUAAACCAAACGGUUAAUUGCUGCCAGGAACUAUCAUGUGAGUGUGAUAAGAAUCGUUGUUCAUCACCAACACACGUGUGUGAACCUGGCUUUGAGUUGAAGGUCCAAGUCUCCAGUGAAAACUGCUGCCCAGUCUACAGUUGUGAACCAAAGGUUGUAUGUGUCUACAAUCACACAGAGUAUAAGCCGGGUACGAACUUCUCCAAAAGCCUAUGCGAACACUGCCACUGUACCGAUAAACAGGAUCCCAAAACUAAGCUGAACACCAUGGAGUGUCAUCAAAUACAGUGUUCCAGUUCUUGUAAAGAGGGUUACGUGUAUGUAGAUCAGCCUGGACAAUGCUGUGGAUCAUGUAUACAGACAAGCUGUAUUGUUGACGUCCCGGGCUUGAAAACCCCUGUAAUUCUGAAGCCUUCACAGUCAUAUUCACCACCAAACGACAACUGUACCACAUAUGACUGCCAGAAGGUGAAGGAUGAAUUCGUUGUUUCCAGAAACCAAACUUCAUGUCCUGUGUUUGAUCCUGAAAACUGUGUUCCAGGAACAGAAAUGAGUGACAUGAAUGGAUGCUGCAGAACCUGUACACCACGUUACAACUGUCAGCUGCACAGGAACAACACCAAACUGUACACUAAGAACUGCGAGUCAGUUGAGCCAGUGGAGCUCACAUCCUGUGAAGGAUCUUGUGGAUCAUCCGGGUCAAUGUACUCAGCGGAGGCCAACAGUCUCAUGCAUUCGUGUACCUGCUGCCGAGAGAUUGCCACCAGGAAGAAAGAAGUGGAGAUGAAGUGUCAAGAUGGCAGCAAAAUUAAACAGACAUACAUUUCAGUUGACAAGUGUGGCUGCCGAGUUGCUGAAUGUAAAGAGUGGGCUAAACGUUGAAGGGACACAUGAAAAAGCAAAAACUGGAUAUUAAGCUCUUUAGGGGAAACUGAUUAAUAAUGUUUUACAAUUUCUAUAAGCGCUUGCAUGCUAAUGCUUUGAAAAACACUGCUGUGUGGAUUGAACAGAUUGAAAAACGUUUUGAAAAGCAGAGAUGUGCUGGUCUUAUAAAUUUCCAUAGGGUGCAAUAGCUUUCUUUAACUUUUAAUGCAUAUUAACUUUUUGAGUGGCAGGAAACUGCUGCAUGCGCUGUUUUGAACUUCUGUCUUUUGCUUUAGUAAAAUUCUAAUUCAUCAGUGA